AUGGACGAACGUCCACUCCCUCGCGAGCUGCUCGAUUCCAUCGCUUCGAUCCAAACCAGUACUUCCGGUAACUACUCGGGAGUUAUCGCACUUCGACGACUUGCGCCACGACUCAAGUUCGUGGACGAUUUCUCCGCCGUCCUGGCGCUGUGCUUUGGUGCCGACGCGACACUUACCGCAACAGUAUGGGGCAGCAUCAGGAUCAUCUUGGGACAGGCAGCCUCGACGGCAGAUACCUUGCAGGAUAUCCUCGACAUGCUAGAGGAUCUGAGUUUGACGCUCCCUCGCUUCCAGAUCUAUGAGCGCACACUGCCUCUCAAUCGUCAACUCCAGCAUGCAAUAGUCGACGUGUAUGGCGAGAUCAUUUGCUUCUACGCCCGGACUAUCUACUUCCUCCGCAGCAAUCCGCACCUGGUGUUGAGGAAAAAUGCGUGGCAAACCUUUCAGAAAGACUUCGCUCGGACCAUCCUGCGAAUCAAGCGCAUGUCCUCCGUCGUAGAGAGCGAGGCCGAUAUGGCCCGUAUGCGUCAGGACGAGUCUCGCUACAAAGAGGUCCUGGAAUUCUUGAAUGCAAUGAAGAUAGAUGAAAAGGACAACCCCAAGUCUUUGCGCUUCAACAACAUACCCUUCCCAAAGAACCCUAAGUUCAGUGGCCGAAAGGACAUGUUGGCACAAAUCCAGACCACCCUGAACCCAGCAUCUUCCUCCUCGUCCAUGCAAUCCAUGGCCCUGUUCGGGAUGGGAGGUGUGGGCAAAACCCAGACUGCACUUCAAUUUGCCUAUCAAAGCCUGGACGAUUUUGAGGUUGUAUUAUGGGUCGCCGCCGACAAUGCCAUCUCCAUUGGCCAGAGUUUUGGCACAAUUGCAAGUGAACUGGGCUUGCUUGGCGGCGAUGAUGAGAAGAAGGAUCCAGUAGUGGCCAUUUGGAAAACGAAAAAUUGGCUCAAUUCAACCCAACUUCCAUGUCUGCUGAUUUUUGACAACGCGGACGAUCUAGGCGCCUUGAAAAAGGCAUGGCCUGCGUCCAUCAACGGCGCGAUUCUUUUGACCACAAGGGAUUUUGAAGUCGCUACGACGCUUGCAGCAAAGUAUCUGCAAGUAGAACCACUGAACAUUGAGGAAGGAAGCAACAUGCUGCUCAAGGCUGUGGGGUUGGAGGAUACGCCCUCGUCUGAUACGCAACAUGCUGUCACUAUUACCAAGACAUUCGGCGGGCUCCCACUGGCAUUGAGCCAGAUCGGCGGGUUUAUCAACCAAAGAAAACUGUCCCUACAGGACUUCCUCCCGCUCUACGAGAAAUAUUCGACCAGAAUCGAUGCUCGAAAGGCAUCUCACGAUGACUACGAAUAUACAUUGAGCACGGUUUGGAACGUCUCCUUUGAAAAGCUUAGCGAAGAGGCUGCACAUCUUCUAAGCCUACUAUCUUUCUUUGAUCCGGACAGCAUAUCUGAAGAGAUUAUGCUGCAUGGGUCUCAAGGCCUGGAUGGUGAGUUUUCUUAUCUAUCCGAUGAAUUCAGUCUGGGGGAUUCUGCAGAGGAGCUAUUACGGGCAGCUCUCGUCACAAGGGCGCGGGGAAGUUCCACACUGUCUAUCCACCGACUGGUACAAUCAGCUGCUCGCAAAAGACUGGACAAGUCUACCAAGGUCAAGUAUUUCGACGCUGUGGCGCAUAUGUUGGGUUGGGGAUUUCCAGAUCAUGCAAGUGUGGAUAUUGGCCACCAGAUGUCAACCUGGUCCCGGUGUGAAAAGUGUGUCCCUCACGUCAACUACCUAGUCGACCUUGCAAAGACAUCGGAUAUCACGCCAUCUAAUCGGCAGAAGUAUGCAGAGCUCCUAUUGAGGUGCAGCUGGUAUUUGUAUGAGGGCGAGCUCUAUUCUAUCUCCCGGAGCAUGAUCCAGCAAGCAAUAGAGACGUUCGAUGACACCUCGACCCUUGCAUAUGCAAGUGCCAUUGAUCUCGGAGGUCUCAUCGACUUGGAUAUGGCUCGACCAAGUCAAGCUUUGGCACCUUUCAAACGUGCACUGGACAUCCGACUUGCGAGGCUUGGGGCUGAAGACCCUUUCAUCGCGUAUAGCCUGAACAACAUUGCCCUAGCAUACACCGAGAUGGGGGAACUUGACCUCGCUUACAAAGCGCAUGAAGAUGCUAUCAGUCUCAGGCUCAAGGCCAAGAGCGACAGGAUCGGAAACUCCUACAGCAACAUGUCUAGCCUGCUUCUUCGGAUGAACCGUCCAGACGAAGCCGAAGAAAUACUUGCAAGAUGUCCAGAGCUCAAAGACUUCAGCGACGAGACAUUCCUCAGCCUGGGAAAUCCACGCUGGUCGGGCGACAUGGUCCUUUUAUCUCGCAUCCGAAUGGCACAAGGGCGGGUAACUGAGGCUAUCAGACUCUCAUCCAAAGCGUUAGCAUUUCGGCAAAGUCUUUUAGGGGAACGCCUGAAGACGUGCGAUUCACGCUACGAUCUUGCCUGCAUGCUACUCAAGGAUGGCCAUGAAAGUUUAGCAGCUCGGCUCCUGGAAGAAAUCGUCAGUAUUUCCGAAACCUUUGUGGAGGGUGAGGGACAGAGGGCACGUGCUUUGUACAAGCUCUCGAUAAUUUACAACGGCAAAGACCAGCAAGUCUUGAGUGAAGCCUACAGGGAAAAGGCAUUACAGUCACGAGCCGCCGCCAAUGCUGAGUUGAAGGAUGCUCCUUUUGAAGAGGCAGAAUUCGCUAAGCUUUGUCUCUGGAUGCUUUGGUAG
Molecule: messenger RNA, 2742 nt
Organism: Thyridium curvatum
Lineage: Eukaryota; Fungi; Ascomycota; Sordariomycetes; Thyridiales; Thyridiaceae
Exons: 6
Coding region: 1-2742 (913 amino acids)
Molecular function (GO): protein binding; ADP binding
Source: RefSeq, a predicted model, not a curated record